GACACCGAGACUGAGAAGAAGAAGAAGAAAUUUGGAGCUUGUGAGGGGAAAACACCACAGGGAGAGCAAGCCUCCAGCGUAUCUUCGACCUGCUCGGUUUCACGCUGGAAGCUGGUCAGCGGAGGUUAGCCGACCCGUGAGCCGGCGUGCAGCCGUAGCAUGUCGGUACACUUCGAGGAGAGGAGCGGUGUCGUCCCCUGCAAGACGCCAUGGGGCUCCUGGUACCAGACCAUGGAGGAGGUCUUCAUUGAAGUCAACGUGCCUCACGGGACCACUGCUAAAGAGGUCAAGUGUCACCUGGGGUCCAGAGACAUCGAGCUGUUGGUCAAGGGAAAGGAAAUAUUCAAGGGAAAGUUAUUUGGAACAACUGUAUCAGAUGAGGCCACAUGGACACUAGAGGAUAAAUGUCUUAUCCGGAUCAUUCUGAUGAAGACCAACAGAGAAGCAGGGAACUGCUGGUCCUCGCUGCUGGAGGGGGAGUAUUGUGCGAAUGCUUGGGUCCAAGACCAGAUGCAGAGAAAACUCACUCUGGAGAGGUUUCAGCGAGAGAAUCCUGGAUUUGACUUCAGCGGUGCAGAGAUCUCUGGGAAUUUUGCCGGUGGCGGUCCAGACUUUUCCAGCUUACAGAAGUGACCCUUACCAUGAUGCUAGUACAUGCUUGAGGAGUUACCUCUGCCCAUCAUGCACAAUAUGCAGAACAACAGUGGAUUCAUUCGGUCUACUGUGACAAGAAUUUGCCUUGAGACGAACUAAAAAGCCUGGCUGUCACAUCAUUGGUCUCGUCCUCAAAGGACUGAUUUUGUGCAAACCAGAUGUGGGGAGUGGGAAGGCUCUACAAAGGAAGUUGAUAACUCUCGUUAUGAGAAUUUUCUGACAUGUUUUAAUAAAAACAAAGUGCACUCAGCAA
This is a messenger RNA of Neolamprologus brichardi, 907 nucleotides long. RefSeq names its product NudC domain containing 2 (gene nudcd2). Gene Ontology annotation, biological process: protein folding. The record is from RefSeq and is a predicted model, not a curated record. NCBI's taxonomy places the organism in Eukaryota, Metazoa, Chordata, Actinopteri, Cichliformes, Cichlidae. Gene Ontology annotation, cellular component: cytoplasm.